Molecule: messenger RNA, 2712 nt
Organism: Pochonia chlamydosporia 170
Lineage: Eukaryota; Fungi; Ascomycota; Sordariomycetes; Hypocreales; Clavicipitaceae
Product: fungal specific transcription factor domain-containing protein
Exons: 4
Coding region: 1-2712 (903 amino acids)
Biological process (GO): DNA-templated transcription; positive regulation of transcription by RNA polymerase II
Molecular function (GO): DNA-binding transcription factor activity, RNA polymerase II-specific; sequence-specific DNA binding; zinc ion binding
Source: RefSeq, a predicted model, not a curated record
AUGGAUCCAGCAAGCAUCUUCAGGCAAGGCCUCGGUUCUGUCCCGUCUCGUUCAAACCAACCAUAUACAGCACAAUAUCAGAGAGCCAAAGGACCGAAUGACGACCUUUCCGACGAUGAUGGCUCAGCUCAACGCGUUGCUCACACACUAACAGCCUGCUGCCGCUGCCGUCAGCGUAAAACACGCUGCGAUCCUUCUUUGCCCCGAUGUUUGCCUUGUGAGAGGUCUGGGUCAAUAUGUGAAUAUUUGGAUACCGCCAAAGGGAAGAAGAUUAACCGCUACUAUGUCAUCAAGCUUCAAGACAAGGUGAGGGCACUCGAGGCUGAGCUGGCCCAGUAUACCGACGACGGAAAUGACUAUCCUAAAACUACCGAAGACAUUGUUCGUCCUGGUGGCAUGAUUCGCCUCAAAGCAAGUGACGAAACGUCCAGAUAUCUGGGGCCAAGCAGCGGCAUUGCUAUGACUAGGCUGUUGAUGGAGGAGGCCAAGCGGUACACGGCGUCCAACCGUAUAUCUGAUCUUAUACCCGAGGUUAGAGCUAGAGGCCAAGCCCGGAUGCAAUCCAUUCAGAUGACAGGGCCUCCCAGCGGGAGGAAGAAGAGCUAUCCCAUGCUGAGUGAGCGUCCUGCUGAUGGUCUACCAUCUCGAACAACCAUGGAUAGGCUUAUUGAGUUGUUCAUUCAAAAAUCGCAAGUAUUUUGGCCCGUCCUCCACGAGAAAAUUUUCGAGAAGGAUGUGGAAGCAGUCUACAAUGGAGACGAAGACCCAUACAAAAACUUUGUUGUUCGAAUGGUUAUUGCUAUCGCCCUACAAAAGUUUGAUUCACAAUAUGCAGGAUUGGCGGACAGCUACUAUUUAGCUGCUAUGAAAUAUGCCGAAGCCGUCAUUCGGCCCAAGGAUCUCAACACCUUGCAGUGCUUAGUCCUAAUCGGCCAUUAUUCGCUUCUGACGCCCACGAGAACACCAGUGUAUUACGUUAUCGGCCUUGCAACGCGAAUCUGUCAACAGGAGGGCUUAACAGAUGAGCAGACAAUCACCGCAGGAUAUAAUAUUAAUGCUCAAACAAUCGACUUACGUCGACGCCUGGUAUGGAUUAUAGCAGUUAUGGACUUUGGUUUAUCUUAUCAUAUGGGAAGACCCAGUGGAUUUGCAACAGGGAACGACAAGCUGGACGUGUCUAUUUUCUCCACAGCUGAUGACGAGCACAUCACGGUGAAUGGAAUCAGUGCUGGCGCUCCCAGUCCACGAAAAACUUUCGCUGCCCACUUCUACAAAUCAAGGGAACUACAAACAGAAAUCCGAAGAACUCUGUAUGAGCAGAAGCGGCCAGAACCGAACAACGAUUCGCAUCCGUGGUACGGCGCCAUAGAAAGGAAGCUGAAGACUUGGGUGGAUGGUGCGCCUGACCAGCCGCAAUGGAGCCCUUCCUGGUUCGCAAAUUUUUAUCAUCACACUCGCGUAGUUCUCUACCGCCCCUCACCACAGGUUCCCGUGCCAUCCGCUAGGGCAGCUGCGCUCUGCUUUGACAGCUCUGCGUUUGUUAUCAAUCUGACAGAAAAGCAAAUGAGCAGUGCAUUCUUCAGCAUCACUUGGGUGCUGCUGCUAAUGCUCACAUCAUGUUUAAAUGCUCUGCUAUGGUCGACGUCGUACCCCGAGGUUCGUCAAUCACACCCUCGACAGGAGGUAGAGGAGCUCGUAACUAGGGCGCUGGCAUGCCUCGACAAGUGCGCUGAGAGAUGGCCUGGCACCGGCUACACAUCUCAGCUAUACAGCAUCAUAUCCAAGACUUGUUUGCAAAGCUACGACAGAGUACCUGACAGCCAACAGCCAGUGUUCUCGUUUGCCAGUCCGUCAUCUGUCACUGAGCCACAAUCGUCGCCUGAGAGUUAUGCACCGACUGCGACUUCUCAGCAACUUCCUUACUUGAAUCCCCCUCAAUUCGGGUUUGUGUUUGAUUCAUCUCCGGAAUCAAUGAAUACGUACACGUUUGAUCCAAAUUACCCACCGCCCCAGCCGACCUUUAGAUCUAACUCGAUCUUUCGUAACCCGGCAACUGAUGGCAGUGGGAGGAGGUUCUCUUACUUCCCACCCGAAGGAGCACCUGAAGAUGUUGCGCAAUCUGCUGCACCUUCUUCCGUGGACCCGUCAAAGCAGAUUCCCACGCCGCCUGAGUCGAUACCAACAGGUACCCUAUCGGCUGCUACUCCUAGCACGACCUUGUCACCGCAAAACCUUCCGCUACAGACAUCUGGUCUAUCUGAUGCUGCGUCCGCACCCCGUGUGGUGCCUAUGAAUGACCCCGUGUCGCCGCCUCAAGGCGGGCAGGCAACGCAAGUAACGCCGAAUUUCACCACAGCCCGACCAUCCGUGCCUCAACGACCCUUACCAGUUGCCACGUCUUCUGCAGACUGGUUCUCUCCUCCAGCCCCCUUCAUUUCGCCAUACAACUUUGGGCCCAUGACCAGCAACUUUUUCAACGAUGCAAUGCCCAACAAUUUUGCCGAGACACCAACGGGUAGCCUCGGCGGAUUGCAGAACAUACCUACCGGUUUUGAUGGCGCAGGACAAUACGGCUUUCUUCCUGGGAGACAAGGUAGUCUGACGCACUCUCAACAGUUGGAACUGAUGAAUGCCUUGGAAACAGAAGGCGUGGGUGAUAUUGAUGCCUUUUUGAGCGCCGGAAACAACAUGGCUGAUGUCAGAUGGUACUAG